CAGGGUUAACUUCCCUUGCUGGGUCCCGCAAGCACCCCCGGAAACCCAGAGAAAUCAAUCCGUGCACACUGGGCUCCUGCCCUCCCCACUCCCUGCCACAACUGCGGCUGUGACAGUUCAGAGCUGCGCAACUGUGAACCUGCACCAGCCAAACUUGGAGCCUGUUUUCAUCCUCAGGGGCAGUUACAUCCCUUUAACUGCAGAGUCCGUCGGCUGAGCAAAGCCUGAGGCCAGUUCAUUGCCAGUGCCACAGGUCCCCUGAGCACUGAGACCGGAGUAACUAAAAAUAAGUAAAUAAAGGCUGAGGAGUGCCCUGUGUCUGGCCUGUCAGCUCCCUCUGACUGGGGAAGGUUCAGCUGGCCCUUGACAAAGUCGCGUGCUGGGGCCAGAGGGGUAGUACGGUGGGUGGAGCUUUUGCCUUACCAGGGUUCCAUCCCCGGCAUCCCAUAUCGUCUCCUUAACCCCAGACCAUCACUGGGUGUGACCCAAACACCAAGACCAAAGCAGGACCAAAGUCGCUAUGCCACUGGGCAGAAUGGGCACAGGCAGAGCCUUCAGCCUUGGGUGCAGCUUCUUGGCCUGGGACUUGGCUCCCAUCAGCUCACGUGGCAGUGUGCCUGCGCUGACCUCAGCCAGCCCUGGAACUCGCGGGCAAGGGCUAGCCCGGCAGCGUGCGGCCAAGCCCGCCGUCUGGACACCUGGACCGGCACAGGGACUCCAGGGGCAGGGCCACUGUCCCGGGCGUGUCGGGCCUCGCUGGGCAGGCGUCAGUGUGCCCUGGUACCCAGCCCCUAGCGGGCAGCCGACGGCCCGGGCGCAGGCGCGCCCGUGGGGGCGGGGCGGGGCCGCGCUCCAGCCCGCCCGGAAGCGCGCCGGCGGGAACGCGGGCGAGGAGCGGGACCUGGGGCGGCGGCGGGAACCCGGGCGGCGAGCGGGACCUGGGGAGCCGGCGGGAACGCGGGCAGCGAGCGGAGGGGCCGCUGGGCCGGGUCACCCGGGCGACCGCGGGGGACACGGCCCCGGCCGUGUGCGCCCCUACGGCGCCUCGCGCUGCCACUGGAACUGGGACGGUGUACCCCCUACCCUCCCACCGCUCCGGCCAGGGUCAGGCAGUGGGAGUGACAAGACCCCCGCGGCCGCGGGCGUUUCAGACCCACCCCCCAACCCGCCCCUGCGGGUCGCCUCUGACGACCUGCCCCUCUCCUGGGUCACCACCCCCCUGCGUGGGAGGUGAGUUCUGGGGGCUCCCGUCAGUGCUCAGGACCAGGGGGGGACCCCGGGCUCGUGGGCGGGGCCGAGGGGCACUGCCAGGGUGAAGGCUCCCCGCGGCAGCGUCCCCCCCCUUGAUGUCCUGCAGCCCCCCAGCCCCGUGCCUGCCAGCUGGGCUCCCGGGACCCCUCCCCCUCCCCCAGCCCCCGUGCGCACCCCUCCCCCGUCGCAGCCUCAGGCCUGAGCAGGCCCUCUGGGCGAGCCGGGACAUGUCCGGCCCCCGAGGACAGCCGGGGGGCGAUGGCAGCGGUGCCGGAGGGGCGGGAGCCCGCGGACUCGGAGGAGAGAGAUGCUGCCGCGGCGCUGCCGUCACUGUCCGGCAACCGGCUGAGCCUGGACCUGUACCCCGACGGCGGCCGCCGGCUGCUGCGCCUGUGCGCCCGGCGGCAUCCGCAGCUGCCCGACGUGCAGUUCCUGCAGCUUAGCGGCCACGAGGACCCGCGGCUGCUGGCCGCCGCGCUGGACCAGGUGCCCCAGCACCUGCCGCGGCUUCGCUCCCUGGUUCUCAAAGGGGGGCAGCGCCGUACUGCGCUGGGGGCCUGCAUCCGGGGCUCCCUGGCCACUCUGCCGGCCAGCCUGGGCGCCCUGGCCCACCUGGCCCACCUGGACCUGAGCUUCAACAGCCUGGAGCGCCUGCCCGCCUGCGUCCCGCACAUGGGCGGCCUGCGCGUCCUUCUGCUGUCCCACAACUGCCUCUCGGAGCUGCCCGCCACCCUGGGGGCCCUGCCCGCCCUCACCUUCCUGGCUGCCUCCCACAACCGCCUGCGCGCGCUGCCCCCCGAGCUGCUGGCCUCCAGCACCCUGCAGUGUCUCGACCUCUCUGACAACCUCCUGAGCACGGUGCCCCCCGAGAUCAGCGGCCUGCGCCACCUCGCCGAGCUCAACCUGGCCUCCAACCGGCUGCGCCACCUCCCGGCUUCCCUGGUGGCCCUCCGGUCCCUGCGGCUCCUCACCCUGCACAGUAACCUCCUGGUCUCGGUGCCCACCGGCCUGGCCCACCUCCCACAACUCACCCGACUGGACCUGCGGGACAACCAGCUUCGGGACGUGCCCCCCGAGCUCCUGGAUGCCCCCUUUGUUCGCCUGCAGGGGAACCCCCUGGGGGAAGCGCCGCCUGCCCCUCAGAGCCCCCCAGCGGCCCCCGCGGCGCCGGAUAUGCCCAGACUCUCCCUGAGUGCCGACUCCGACAGCUUCCCCGUGACCCCCCGAGGCUGCUCUGUGAGCCUGGCGAGCGGGGUCCGCCUGCACUUCCCCGCGGGCGCCACGGCCGCUCCCACCACGGUCUGCUACUGCCUGCGGCAGCCGGAGCCCUGCCUGGUGCCCCUGGGUCCCCACGACGCCCUGCUCAGCCCCGUCCUGGAGCUGCAGCCCCACGGCGCCACCUUCCAGCAGGACGUGGGCCUGUGGCUGCUCUUCGUGCCCCCGAGGGCCUGGCGGUGCCGGGAGGUGGUGGUCAGAACCCUGAGCGACGGCAGCUGGAGCGACCUGGAGACCCGCCUGGAGGAGGAGGCCCCCAGGAGGCUCUGGGCUCACUGCCGAGUGCUCCACUUCUCCUGGUUCCUGGUGAUCUCCCGCCCGGCCUGCAACACUUGCCUGGUGCCACCAGAGGGAGCACUGCUGUGCUCCUCGGGACAUCCUGGGGUCAAAGUCACCUUCCCCCCUGGGGCCACUAGGGAGCCCCAGCGGGUCAGCCUGCAGGUGGUGCGUGUGACCGGCCGGGAGCUGCGUGCCCUGCGCGUCCUGCUGCAGGAGCCCGAGGCGGCCGCCAGCCCCCUGCUGUCCCUGUCACACGGCGGAGCCCCCGACUUCCUGCGGCCGGUGACCGUGCAGCUGCCGUUGCCCCCCGGCGUCACUGGCCUCAGCCUGGACCGCUCGCGCCUGCACCUCCUGCACCGCGCGCCACCCGCCGCUACUUGGGACGACGUCACCGCACACGUGGCGCUGGAGCUCAGCCACCUGUACGCCCGCUUCCAAGUCACGCGCUUCUCCUGGUACUGGCUCUGGUACACCACCAAGGCGUGCGUUGGGGGCCUGGCGCGGAAGGCCUGGGAGCGGCUGCGGCUCCACCGCGUCAGCCUCAUCGCCCUGCAGCGCCGCCGCGACCCCGAGCAGGUGCUGCUGCAGUGUCUGCCCUGCCAUAAGUGCCUGCCCCACCCGAGGGGGCCACUAGGCCUGAGUCCGCUGGACCUUGCCCAGGUGGACGCCACUCUGCAGCGGCUGCUAGAGCGCUACCGCGGGCCCGAGCCCUCCGACGCCGUGGACAUGUUCGAGGGGGAGCAGUUCUUUGCGGCCUUUGAGCGGGGCAUUGAGGUGGACGCCGAGCGGCCGGACUGCGAGGCGGGCAGGGUGGCCUUUGUCUUCUACGCCCACCUGAGGAACGUGAAGGAAGUCUACGUGACCACCAGCCUGGACCGGCAGGCGCAGGCUGUCAGGGGCCAGGUGUCCUUCUACCGGGGAGCUGUGCCCCGGGAGGUGCCCGCUGAGGCGGAGGCCGCGCGGCAGAGGAAGGCGGCGGAUGCCGUGUGGAUGGCCACGCUGCCCAUCAAGCUGCCAAGGCUGCGGGCGCCCGGGAGGCCAGGCCAGGAUGGCAGUCUCUCCCUGGCCCCGCUGCAGCUGGGCGACGCAGAGAGUGGCUUCCUGACCCAGAGCAACCUGCUGAGUGUGGCCAGGCGCCUGGGCCCGGACUGGCCAGCCGUGGCCCUGCACCUGGGCCAGCCCUACCGUGAGGUGCAGCGCAUUCGCCACGAGUUCCGGUCUGUCUGUCUGUCUGUCCCCAAGCCCAGCGCUGCAGGGAGGCUGGUCGUGGGAGGGAGAGGGGUUCGCCCCACUGCCCAGGGACCCUGUCCAGGAAGAGAGGUCAGCAUGGUCCCCGCCUCCGCAGAGACGACCUGGACGGACAGAUCCGCCAUAUGCUGUUCUCCUGGGCGGAGCGCCAGGCCGGCCAGCAGGGAGCCGUGGCCCAGCUGCUGCAGGCCCUGGAGGACAGUGACCGGCAGGAUGUGGCCGAGGAGGUGCGCGACGUCCUGGAGCUCGGCCGCCGGAAGUACCGAGACAGUAUUCUGCGCACGGGCCUGGCACCACCCACCCCAGAGCCCGCUCAGGCCUAGCCACGGCCCGUGGACGCAGGGUCCCCACUGCAGCCUGUCGGGAGGGGGUGGUGCGCCCCGAGUGACAACAUGCCGGCUUGUCUCAGAGCUCUGUCCUUUGUGUGCCGACAGUGGGACGUGGCGGGGGUUCCGGAGAUCAGGGGAUCAGGCUGGGUUGGUGGCUCCUGAGUCCCCCACCCUCGGCAGCAAGAGCCAGAAGCAGGAUACAAAGUAGCGGCGGGCCGGAGCCCUAGCACGGUGCGGAGGCGCGGGCUGACCCGGGGGCCAUCCCCGGCUCCCCAGAGGGUCUCCCGAGCCCCCCCGCACUGACCCCUGAGCACCGCCGGGUGCGGGUCCGCCAAACCGAAAACAAAGUGGCCGCGGGCCUGGGCGGAUGCAGCUUCACGGGAGCCGGCACCUG
Messenger RNA from Sorex araneus (European shrew), 4776 nucleotides. It is a transcript of the gene PIDD1, whose product is annotated as p53-induced death domain protein 1. The record is from RefSeq and is a predicted model, not a curated record. Gene Ontology annotation, molecular function: protein binding. Bases 1510 to 4590 code for a protein of 1026 amino acids. Lineage: Eukaryota; Metazoa; Chordata; Mammalia; Eulipotyphla; Soricidae. The transcript is spliced from 14 exons. Gene Ontology annotation, biological process: signal transduction; DNA damage response; apoptotic process.